CCUAUGCUGCUGUUGCCUCCCCUCUCUGUCUGUCCCUGCUUCGGAAGGUAGAGUAGUUGGCUGUGGACCUCUGCCUCCUUGUCCUCUUCUCUCCUCCUUUUUGACUACCAGGACACCAGUUAGCCCCAACGUCGUGUGUGGGCACCAGUCAGAAGAGAGUGGCUCCUACCUGUAAGUCCCCAAGGGUCUCUUUGCCAGCUACUGCUGCCACUCAGGAACAAGGGUACUUUUUUCCUUCUCACUUUUCAUCCUUUCUUUUUCUGUUCAAGGCUUCUCUGCAGCUGUGGUAGGACUAGGAGUGUCACGCUCAAACUCUCCUGUGUCCUUCCUCUUUCUUGUUUGCUAUCUCUCAAUCUCUUGAAGGUUGUUCAUGGUGCACAGGGACAUUACUGACAGGUCUGAGUCAUUUUGCAUGAUCACUUCCCCUGUCUGAGAGAAUGAAGGAAUAGGAACAUUGGAGAAGAUGAUUCUUUGGGCUGGCCUGCUUCUCCUGGAUUUUUGGAAAUUCUCAACGGUCGCCAGUCAAUGCCACAUGGAGUCUCAUCUCAACAGGAAAAGUAGUGGAAGGACACAUUUUGUUCAGCACAAAUUUUGAGUUCCAGUGCUGUGGAGUCGGACUGGACUCCUGUUUGGAUUACUAGGGUUCGUGUCUGUGUGGAAGUAGCUGUAGAGUACCUGGCUCUGUGUAGUCAUGGGCAAUGCGGCUGGGAGUAUGGAGUUUCCAAUGGGGAAGGAGGGGAAGACAGUGUCGUUCCCCCCAGGCUCAGAAACCCCCCAGAAACAGGCGGCGGGGCCCAAAAUUCCCAUGCCGGCCGAAGAGGAGUUAGAGGAGCGCUUCAAUGUGGUGCUGAACUCCAUGAAUCUGCCUCCAGACAAGGUGAAGAUCCUGUGUCAGUAUGACAGCGAGAAGAAGUGGGAGCUGGUCUGUGAUCAGGAACGGUUCCAAGUGAAGAAUCCACCCUCUGCUUACUUGCUGAAGCUCAGAAGUUAUCUUGACCAGGGAGGGAUUAGUCAUAAGUUCAAGAGGCGUGUCCAGGAGUCCACACAGGUCUUGAGAGAGCUGGAAAUUUCCCUGAGGACCAAUCAUAUUGGCUGGGCUCAGGAGUUCCUCAGUGAGGAGAACCGGGGCCUGGACUUCCUGGUUGACUAUAUGUCCUUCGCCCAAUGUGCCGUCACCUAUGACAUGGACAGUUUGGAUAACGGGACAGCCACACCGGACAAAUCUGUGGAGGACUUGACGAGGAGUGCCGGUAACUCUCCAAUCCAUAGUGCUUCUAAAGCUGCUCGUUCCCUUACUGUGAGAUUCAACGCUCUCCACAGCAGGAAAGCGAUGAGGAACUCACGCCUCGUCAGUCAGAAAGACGACGUUCACCUCUGCAUCAUGUGCCUCCGUGCAAUCAUGAACUACCAGUCUGGGUUUAACCUGGUGAUGACCCACCCGUGUUGUGUGAACGAGAUCACCCUCAGCCUCAACAACAGGAACCCCAGGACCAAAGCUCUAGUGCUGGAGCUGCUGGCUGCUGUAUGUCUAGUGAGGGGCGGUCAUGACAUCAUCCUCUCCGCUUUUGACAACUUCAAAGAGGUAUGUGGAGAGAGGAGCCGAUUCGAGAAGCUCAUGGAGUAUUUCUCCAAUGAAGACAGCAACAUUGACUUCAUGGUGGCGUGCAUGCAGUUCAUCAACAUCAUGGUCCACUCCGUUGAGAACAUGAACUUCAGGGUCCAUCUGCAGUAUGAGUUUAGCCACCAUGGCCUGGAUGACUACCUCCAGAGGUUAAAGUUCACGGAGAGUGACAGGCUGCUGGUGCAGAUCCAGGCCUACCUGGACAACGUGUUUGAUGUGGGGGCUCUGCUGGAGGAUGCGGAGACCAAGAACGCCCUGUUGGAGCACAUGGAGGAGCUGCAGGACCACAAUGCACAGAUAAGCAGCAGAUUGCAAGAGAGUGAGAGGGAGGCGUUGGAGACAGUGUCAGAGUUGGAGAAACAUCUCAUCCAGACCACCAAAGAGGUUGAGCUCCUAAAGGGGAGUCUGCGGGAGUCCUGUUCCCAAGUGACCAUUCUACAACAGAGGGAGAUAGAGAGAGAGAUAGAACGAGAGAGGGAAAGAGAGAGGCAGAGGGAUAGAGAUCGUUCGGCCCAGGCCUUGGCGGAGCUGGAGGAGAAAGUUCAGGGGCUUGUGGACCAGCAGCUGAUUCGAAUGGAGCGCUCGUCAUCGGGACACCUGGACCUCCAUGUCGUCCCUUUCAUCCUUCCUGUUUCCAUCCAUGCUGAAACAGAACAAAUCACGACUGUCGAUGGCCCUGUUGCCCCUCCCACAUCAUUAGUCCCACCCCCACCCCCACCCCCUGCUCCUCCUUUACCUGGUGCAACAGAGGUCACGGCACAAGCUCCUCCUCCUCCUCCUCCUCCUCCUCCUCCUCCUCCUCCUCCUCCUCCUCCUCCUCCUCCUCCACCUCCACCUCCUCCUCCUCCUCCAUGCUCGAUGGCAACACCACCUCUGCCCCCCUCUUCCAGGGCAAACAAGAAGGCCAUUCAGACUAAGUACCGUAUGCCUUCAUUCAACUGGCAGGCCCUCAAACCCAACCAGGUGGCUGGAACCAUCUUCAAUGAGCUGGAUGAUGAGAAUGUUUUGGGGGAGUUGAACAUGGACGCCUUUGAGGAGCAGUUUAAGACCAAGGCCCAGACAGCCCCGGCUGACGUGGGGACUCUGAGAGCGAAGGUGGCCCAGAAGACCCACAGCAAAGUGUCCCUACUGGAGUCCAACAGGGCCAAGAACCUGGCCAUCACCCUGCGUAAGGGAGGCAUGGCAACCUCGGACAUCUGCACCGCUAUAGAGACGUAUAACCAGGAAGCUCUGAGCCUGGACUUCCUGGAGCUGCUGGAGCGUUUCAUCCCCUCAGAGUACGAAGUGAAGCUCAUCCAGAACUACGAGCGAGACGGGAGGCCCCUGGACGAGCUCCCCGAGGAGGACCGCUUUAUGGUGCGCUUUGGCAAGAUCCCACGGCUAGCCCAGCGCAUCAGCACACUCACCUUCAUGGGCAAUUUCCCCGAGAGCAUCCAGCUCAUCCAGCCGCAACUCAACGCAAUCAUCGCUGCCUCAAUGUCAAUCAAGUCCUCUAGCAAGCUGAAGAAGAUCCUUGAGAUCAUCCUAGCCUUUGGAAACUACAUGAACAGCAGCAAGAGAGGAGCAGCCUACGGGUUCCGCCUGCAGAGUCUCGACUUGCUCUUAGACACUAAGUCCACAGACCGGAAACAGACUCUGCUGCACUUCAUAGUGAGCAUCAUCCAGGAGAAAUACCCUGAGCUCCAAGCCUUCCACAGCGAGCUGCACUUCAUGGACAAGGCUGCUCUGGUGUCCCUGGAUAGCAUUCUGCAGGACGUGUGUGCCCUGGAGAGGGGCAUGGAGGUAACCAGGAAAGAGUUUGCCGUACAGGAAGACAACCCUGUGCUGCAAGAUUUCCUCACCAGCAACAAUGACCUGCUGGACUCUGUAGUAGAAGAUGGCAAGACUGCCCAGGAUGUGUAUGAAUCAACAGUGGAGUACUUUGGAGAGAACCCUAAAACCACACCUCCCUCCAUGUUCUUCCCUGUCUUCGUGAGGUUCAUCAAGGCCUAUAAGCAAGCAGAGCAGGAGAAUGAGCAGAGGAAAAAGCAGGAUGUGUUGUCCAGAGAAGGGAGAACGGGGCCACCGUCGACAUCAGCGAAGCCUGAAAUACCUCAGAAGCAGGUACCUAUGAUGCCCAAGCUGCCCCAGAUGGACCUGAUAGCAGAGCUGAAGAGGCGGCAGGUGAUCCCCCUGGUCCGGGAGGGCAAGGAUGGAGCCAUCGAGGACAUCAUCACAGCUCUAAAGGCUGUGCCCUUCACGGCUCGCUCUGGCAAGCGCUCCUCUCGCCUCUUCUGCGACUCUGGCUUCAGUGAUGAGAGCCCGACAUAAUCCCCUCGAAAGUGUGUAGACCUGAGGAACCAGCCGUACAGGCGGACAGACGGCUCCCGAGUCAGCGCCAAGUGGAAGCCCGGGCAAAAGCUCCAAGUCUCCUCCGAUAUUUCCCUGUGAAAGCACACACACUCGCGCUCCAUUCAAACAAUCAC
Oncorhynchus gorbuscha (pink salmon) is the source of this 4086-nucleotide messenger RNA. RefSeq names its product formin-like protein 1. Gene Ontology annotation, cellular component: cytosol. The transcript is spliced from 26 exons. Bases 692 to 3931 code for a protein of 1079 amino acids. Gene Ontology annotation, molecular function: actin filament binding; small GTPase binding. NCBI's taxonomy places the organism in Eukaryota, Metazoa, Chordata, Actinopteri, Salmoniformes, Salmonidae. The record is from RefSeq and is a predicted model, not a curated record. Gene Ontology annotation, biological process: cortical actin cytoskeleton organization; cell migration; regulation of cell shape.